This is a messenger RNA of Hemicordylus capensis (graceful crag lizard), 3248 nucleotides long. It is a transcript of the gene SESN1, whose product is annotated as sestrin 1. The coding region runs from base 585 to 2315 and encodes 576 amino acids. Gene Ontology annotation, cellular component: nucleus. Gene Ontology annotation, biological process: cellular response to leucine starvation; cellular response to L-leucine; positive regulation of macroautophagy. Gene Ontology annotation, molecular function: oxidoreductase activity, acting on peroxide as acceptor; L-leucine binding. The record is from RefSeq and is a predicted model, not a curated record. The transcript has 10 exons. Lineage: Eukaryota; Metazoa; Chordata; Lepidosauria; Squamata; Cordylidae.
GCUGCGGGUCCGUCGGGCGGUGGAGGGGAAGCCGCCGAGUUCUGCGGAGUUGGCAGGGCAGGGCAGAGCAGACAAGCCUGCGGGUGGGGAGAGGGUGUGAAGAACAGCUCGCGUGGCUGAAGAGAAUCCUCAGGAAGGAAGGAAGGAAAAGGCACCGCCACCGCCACCUCCACCUCCCCGCCGGUCUCUUCGCUUAGCCUUCUGGCACCGCGCCGGGCACUGUGAAGACGACCCCCCCGCUGUCUUCUCCCGUCCCUCCUCGCCAUCCCUUUCGACGAGCACCUUUGCCCAGCCGAGCUGCCCUGUGCAAGUUGUAAGCGGCCCCUGCCGGACUGUGCGAGCUGCUGCGUUCCUCGCCGCCUAACGGCGGAGGAGGCAGCUGCCCUGGCCGUCUCUUGGCCUUCCUCCACACCCCCUCCUCUUGCCAUGCAAUAGAAUGAGGAGGAGGAUUGACAGGUGGCUGGGGUUUUGCUUUUUCUCUCCCCUGCUCCAAGUUUCCUGUGACUUUUCUGAGGAUGGCACAGAAGAAGUGAGGCUUGGGAAAGUGAGCAGGGUUCCCAGCCCCCCGGGGUCUGUGUAAAAUCAUGGCUGACCGAGACGGAGAAGUGAGGUGGGAUGGGCUGUGCAGUAGGGAUGCUGGCUCCAGAGACAGCGCCUUGGAAAACAUAAGGCAAGCGGUCCUGAAGAAAAGUGAGGCGAUAGCUCUGAUCAAAGAAAAUAUCUCUCCUCCUCCGGCGGCGGCGGAAGGGCUCCUCCUGCCUUCUGCUAACAAGGCUCGGGGCGUACUAAACGAGAUGCUGGCUCGCCUGCUUAUGCUCUCCAAGAGGUGCCCCUUCAGAGAUGUAAGAGAGAAGAGUGGGGCCAUUCUGGUGAACGUUCAGGUACAAGAACUUGGAAUUAGGAUUCCUAGACCACUGGGACAAGGACCGAGCAGAUUCAUCCCAGAGAUGGAGAUCCUUCAAGUGGGCACUGAAGAUACACAAAUGCAUACUUUGUUUGCAGAGGCGUUCACAACUUUAGGGCGUUUGGACAACAUUACUUUGGUGAUGGUUUUCCACCCACAGUAUCUGGAGAGUUUUUUAAAAACUCAGCAUUAUCUGUUGCAGAUGGAUGGGCCACUUCCUCUUCACUAUCGGCACUACAUAGGUAUCAUGGCUGCUGCUCGGCAUCAGUGCUCCUAUUUGGUUAAUCUCCAUGUCAGUGACUUUCUUCAUGUUGGGGGAGAGGUUAAGUGGCUGAAUGGUCUAGAAAAUGCACCUCAAAAACUACAGAAUCUGGGUGAACUGAACAAAAUCUUGGCACACAGACCAUGGCUCAUUACCAAAGAACAUAUUGAACAACUUCUAAAAACUGAAGAACAUAGCUGGUCACUGGCAGAGCUGAUCCACGCUGUAGUUCUCCUUACACACUACCAUUCGCUUGCCUCCUUCACAUUUGGCUGUGGAAUCAACCCAGAAAUUCACUGUGAAGGUGGUCACACGUUCAAGCCUCCUUCUGUCAGUGAUUAUUGUAUUUGUGACAUUACAAAUGGAAACCAUGGUGUACAUGACAUGCAGGGCCCAACUGGAAGUGUUACAACCACAGAGCCUUCCUGUGAAGUAGAAGCACUUAUGGAAAAAAUGAAGCAACUACAAGAAUGCAGAGAUGAAGUGAAAGCCAGCAAAGAAGAAAAAGCUACUCGUUUUGAGAAGGAGAAGAGAGAGAGUAUGUUGGUGUGUUGCUCAGGUCAGAACAUACUUGGUCAGCAUACUUUAAAGACCAUCCCAAUCUGUGACAGAGAGGAUGAAGAAUUGCCACCAACAAGAGAUGUGUCUCGGCACUUCGAAGAUACUAGCUAUGGUUAUAAGGAUUUCUCUAGGCAUGGAAUGCAUGUGCCUACCUUCCAUGUUCAGGACUAUUCGUGGGAAGACCAUGGAUAUUCAUUGGUAAAUCGUCUCUAUCCAGAUGUGGGGCAACUGAUAGAUGAGAAGUUUCAGAUUGCCUACAACUUGACUUACAACACAAUGGCCAUGCAUAAAGAUGUGGAUACUUCAAUGCUUAGACGGGCAAUUUGGAAUUAUAUCCACUGUAUGUUUGGAAUAAGAUAUGAUGAUUACGAUUAUGGUGAAAUUAACCAGCUACUCGACCGCAGCUUUAAAGUUUACAUCAAAACCGUGGUCUGCACUCCAGAGAAGACCACAAAUAGAAUGUAUGAUAGCUUCUGGAGGCAAUUCAAACACUCUGAGAAGGUUCAUGUCAAUUUGCUUCUCAUAGAAGCACGGAUGCAGGCUGAACUGCUUUAUGCUCUGAGAGCCAUUACUCGCUACAUGACCUGAAAUCUUUGGCUGACUAACAAUGAUGGAAGGUACAGCAGCUGCUGCCUACAAAGGCAUGCUAAUGAGCUCCAGAACCAGUGGUGGCUAAAAGCUAUGAGCUCCAUUGUGCCAUAACUCUUCUAGUUUCAGCUCUUCACUUGAUGGGAAUCACUGCCGCCAUUGAACUCGGUGGUUGGACAACAGCGGUAUUGUGCAGAGAUGCUCCCUGAUCACUACAGCCUGCUUCUGAUAAGCACAGGAAACUAUGAUUUGUGGCAGAAAGUAGUUAAUUAUGCAAAUCUUGUAUUGUGGCAAGUAGAAAACAAAAUGCAGAGCACAAGGAGGAUUUUAAGAGGACUUCUGCUUUUGAUGCAAGAAUGAUUGUUUUUAGAAAUGUCCUGAUACUGCUGUACUUGCUGGUAGAAUGAAAGAGACAGCAAGCAAUGCUUACUGUCUCAGCACCUUUUAUACAGUGUUAGAGAAAGCUCUUGCUCAUAACUUUAAACUGAAGUGUACUUCACGCUCAGUUUUAAUUGUAACAGGAACUUCUUGCUGCUGUUUAGCUUUUUUUAAAAAAGCUACUGCCCUAAACUUGUUCACAGUGGUGUGGCUAAAUCAGAGUGAGGAGGGGUAGAAUUUUCAGAGCUGCUUAGACUGCAACUAUGUGACAUGUUAAAUACCAAACAGUGUCCAUCCUUGUAUCUCCUCCAUUGUUCCUAGAAGCUACUAAGGUAUGGGAAUAGGCUUUCAGACUGUCGGGCAGCCCCUUGUUACCUUGCUUACCCAUCCAUAGCUAUGGUCUGUCAGCAGCAGCUCAUGUCGUAAAACAGAAAAUACUAUUAAACUGAUUGGUAUACAGCUGUUUUUGGAAAAUACAUGGAUACUUUUGUAUGAGCAUGAACUGCUCUGAAAUGUCAGUAUUACUGAACUAUUAAAAUAAAACUUUUCCUCUGA